This is a messenger RNA of Hypoxylon trugodes, 1764 nucleotides long. Its product is annotated as POT family-domain-containing protein. Gene Ontology annotation, cellular component: fungal-type vacuole; plasma membrane. Gene Ontology annotation, biological process: transmembrane transport. The record is from RefSeq and is a predicted model, not a curated record. The transcript has 7 exons. NCBI's taxonomy places the organism in Eukaryota, Fungi, Ascomycota, Sordariomycetes, Xylariales, Hypoxylaceae. Gene Ontology annotation, molecular function: tripeptide transmembrane transporter activity; dipeptide transmembrane transporter activity. The coding region runs from base 1 to 1764 and encodes 587 amino acids.
AUGUCAGGACCCGUACCUGACGUACAUGGCUCUGCGGAGGUAACCGCAGAGCCCAGCUUGCAGCAACGGUUGGUGAUGACUCCUCAUGUUGAAAAUGAGAGCAUUGUUACUAAUUACGGCUUGUUUUCCCCGUCUGUAGAGGCUGAAAAGCAUUCCCAAUUUGUCGAUGAGAAGACGAACGACCAGUCUUCUUUGAAUGCCGAUUCCUCGCCUACUGAUGAUGACGGUCGCGUAGCCACCGAAGAAGAAGUGCGCGAUCUACUCCACGUUGUCGACCGAAUCCCUAUGCGACUUUGGGUAGCUUGUCUCGCUGGUAUUCUCGAACGCUUUGUCUGGUAUGGAGCCACUGCGCCUUUACAGAACUACCUACAGAAUGAGCCCGGCGGUGAAGUCCCCGGAGCUCUAGGCCUACGCCAGGCAGCCGCUUCGAAUAUCGUGAAUGCGCUCAUGAUCGGGUCCUACAUUACCCCUGUUCCUGCCGCUGUUAUUGCCGAUAGUUGGUUAGGUCGCUACAAAACCAUGUUAUAUGCUGCUAUUAUCGAAUCAAUUGGCGCGACGAUUCUGUUUGCGACUUCGUUGCCCGUUGCUAUCCAUGAGGGGGCUGCUCUGGGCGGGGUUAUUACAGCCUGCAUUCUGUUAGCCGUGGGAUCAGGAGCGUUUAAAACUACUGUUGUGCCGUUUAUCGCCGAUCAGUAUGAUCAGACAGAAUUUCGAGUCUACACCCGGAAGACGGGGAAGGUCGUUAGUAGCCGAGACUUGACCAUCACGUAUAUAUACAACGUGUUCUAUUGGGCCGUAAACAUAAUGGGUUUCUUCGCUGAUUCCACGCCCCUUUUGGAAAAAUACGUUGGUUUUUGGGUGGCCUAUUUGAUCCCAUGCUGCUGCAUGUGGUUGGCGCUGAUUCCGAUUCUUCUCGGUCGGAAUCAUUUUGUUCGAACGUCGCCGACAAGUAAUGUUAUGCCUGAAGUGGUAACUGCGCUACGCUACGGCAUAUCCGGAGGUUUUCGAAUGGAUGCAGCAAAACCUGAUGCUCAACUUCAGUAUGGCCAUCAGGUUUCUUGGAACGACUCAUUCAUAGAUGAUAUCAAGCGAAGUCUUCUGACCUGUCGAGUAUUGCUUCUUUUCCCAAUCCAUUGGCUAUGUUACAACCAGACAUUCAACAAUCUGAUUUCGCAAGCCGGACAAAUGGUCACUUACGGUAUUCCAAACGACAUGAUAAAAAUUGCCGGCGCCAUUUCCGGCAUAAUCGUCGCGCCCAUCAUUCAGAAUGGACUAUACCCUUUUCUCACAAAGAAACAGAUCUCAUUCAAUCCAGUUUCGCGCAUGACUGUCGGGUUCGCCGUUCUGACGCUUUCCAUGGUCUAUACGACGGUUAUCCAAAAACUUAUCUAUCAAACAGGGCCAUGCUACGAUACACCACUUGCUUGUUCGGCCGCUCAUGGUAGUACUAUACCAAACCAGAUAUCAGUCUUCCUUCAGAUACCCAUCUACUUCGGAGGGGCAUUAGCCGAAGUGUUCUGUCUCACUACAGGCACCGAGUACGCUUAUAACCACGCACCUGAAAGGAUGAAGACACUGGUGCAAGCUAUCUGGCUCUCUAUGGCUGGUAUUGGGUCCUGUUUGGCUGUCGCAUUUACGCCUUUGACUAGAGACCCUCAUCUAGUCACCAUGUACGCAAUCCUAUCUGGACUUCUUGGUGGUGCGACUAUCUUAUUCUGGAUUCUCUUCCGGAAUGUAGACAAGGUUAAGGAUGAAAGUGAGUGA